This is a messenger RNA of Balearica regulorum gibbericeps (East African grey crowned-crane), 2076 nucleotides long. NCBI's taxonomy places the organism in Eukaryota, Metazoa, Chordata, Aves, Gruiformes, Gruidae. The record is from RefSeq and is a predicted model, not a curated record.
AUGGUUUCUAAUGCUACAUAUGGUAGCUCUGAUGAUUACAUUGGCCUUGCUCUCCCAGUGGAUAUCAAUGAAAUAUUUCAGGUAAAGGAAACUCCGUAUUUCCAGAAGAAAACCACGCCUCCUUUUGAUGACCGUGGAGCUAGGGUGUUUGCACCUGAUGCAGGAGGUCUUCCAUCAGGUACAAGUGAUGUUGUCAAAAGCCCUUUUCAGAUGCUCCGACAGCAGAUCAGUCUUACAGAAAUAAUGAAUACUAGCCGUUUAGAUGCCUCUCAGUUUUUAGAAAAUACAGAGGAUACAGGGCUACAAGAGCACACAGAUGAGAACUGCCUUUAUUGUGUCUGCGUUCAAGUACUGGGUUAUGAGCCUAACAACAAGGUGAACUCUUCAUACAGUCGUACAGACAUUCCAUAUACUGACUGGUGUGGGCAAACCAUACACAAUCACUUAGAUGUGCAUUCCUCUAAAUUUUCUGGAAUUUCAGGCUGUAGUGAUGCGGUAUCCCAUGGUUCAGCUAGCAGCACCAAGAGUACAGAACUUGUACUAGGAGUAAAAUCCAUCCCAGAUGAUACACCAGUGUGCAGAAUACUUCUGCGGAAAGAAGUCUUACGUUUAGUAAUCAAUUUGAGUAGUUCAGUAGGAACAAAGGGCCAUGAAACUGGACUCCUGACAAUUAAAGAGAAGUAUCCCCAAGCAUUUGAUGACAUAUGUCUGUACUCUGAGGUGUCCUACUUGUUAGCACAUUGUACAUUUCGACUUCCAUCUCGAAGGUUCAUUCAGGAGCUCUUUCAAGAUGUACAGUUCUUACAAAUGCAUGAAGAAGCAGAGGCUAUUUUAGCAACACCAACAAAACAACCAGUAAUCGAUGCAUCAGCUGAAUCCUGACCUCUGUGUUGUGCAGUUCAUUGCAUAUAGACUUUCUGAAAUCCUCAGACAACCUCUGACUGACUGGAUUAAAAAAAAAAAGCUUUGGAGCAUUGUCUUCUAGACCGUUCCAGAAGCUACUGGUACCUGAAGACUGAACUGAAAACUUUUUCUUCCUCAACCAAUUAUUGCCCCAGUCUUUUGAGCCCUUUGGGGAGUUAUUAAACAUUACCAUAGUUUUAAUAAUAGUAAUUACCAGUAUAUGCAAGAGCCGAGCACUGAACACCUCCACAAGUUUUCAUUUCAUUUUCUACCAUAAAUUAAAAACAGGACAACAUGCAGAGACAUCUUUUUUUGAUUGACUCCUGAUUCUGUUCCAGAGAAGCAGAAUUAUGCCUUGCUUUUUAACCGCUGGAUACCGGGAAUCAGAGAAAUGAUGGUGUGUUCCAUUGCCAGCAGCAGGGAGCCAUGCUGUAAUCGUGGACACCAGGGGAUUGAUGUUAGCCCUUCUCUCUUGGUUUUUGUACUGUUUAUAACACUACUUGGGGGUUUGUAACUUCAGACAGAAAGAAAAGCCUCUCUGAAUCUGAGGUUUCCUUUAAGUUAAUUUAAUGUUGCUAUAGUUGUAAGUCAUUUUAUUAUCAGUCUCUCCAAUUUCAUUACAUUUACGUACAUGUAUCUUACCUGAACCAGUUAAGGAUUUUCACUACAGUUUGAUUUUAAAAAUAACAAAUCAUUUGAACUUAAAAUGCUGAAAUCACAUUGUUUUCCCUGAAUGAUAUGCAUGUGUUUGCAGUUUCUACACUCAUGCUCAUAUAGUACAAAUGUGGGUCUUACUCUUAACUAAAAUCCUUUAAAAAGCAUGAUUUGUAUCAGAUAAAUGAAUAUUGUAUAAACUAAACUUGAAGACAUUUAAUCAUUGCUGCUUUUGUGAGAAUACAUAAUAUGAGUGUUUUCAAAGUUCCAUGGAAACAGCCUUUUAUAAAAAUGAAGGUUUAUUUGAAUUUUCAAUGGAUGACUGAUCAAGCAUCAGAUAGUACCAAUUGUAGUGAAACGCCUUAAGUACCAAAUUUUCGAGCAGCAGUACUUUAAAAUUUUAUAUUGGUAUUUAAGACUUGUUGCAAAACUUAAAUGAUACAGUGACUGUUAAUGGCUGAAAUAGUUGCCUCUAUCACGUUACUAGUGAGGUUUCUAAAUUCAUGAAUGCAAGCUUAA